This is a messenger RNA of Naumovozyma castellii, 717 nucleotides long. It is a transcript of the gene MRPS17, whose product is annotated as mitochondrial 37S ribosomal protein uS17m. The transcript has a single exon. The coding region runs from base 1 to 717 and encodes 238 amino acids. The record is from RefSeq and is a predicted model, not a curated record. NCBI's taxonomy places the organism in Eukaryota, Fungi, Ascomycota, Saccharomycetes, Saccharomycetales, Saccharomycetaceae.
AUGGCACGUCAAAAUUUUGUAGGAUUAGUGGUCUCUCAGGGGAAGAUGCAGAAGACGGUUAAAGUUCGAGUGGAAAGUAAAGUGUUUAACAAGAAAAUUAAUAAGGAAUUGUUUCAUAGGAAAGAUUACUUAGUUCAUGAUGAAGGUGGCAUAUCACGUGAAGGUGAUAUGGUUCGUAUUGAAUCCACUAGACCUCUUUCCAAGCAUAAGUUUUUCGCUAUUGCUGAAAUUAUUAAGAAUAGUGGUCAGAAAUUUGCUGAAUAUGAAAGUAUGGCUAAAUUAAAUGUGGCAAAAGAGGAAGCAAUGAAAUCUAAGGAGUUCUUGGAUAAAAGAGUGCAAAGAGAGAAUACUUAUAAAACGGAUAUUAAUCUACUGAAGGAUAUUAAGACUAUUCAAAAGGCAUUGGCCCAAGGUGAAAGUAAAUCUAAUGAAGACUUGCUUCAAGUUAAAAAAAGGUAUGGAAUUCAAGACUUUACGCAGGAUUCCAUUAGACAAUUACUGAAAUUAGAUAUAACAGAAUUGGAAAAGAAUAUUGAAACUCAACAGUCUAACCUUGAAACAUUACAAACAAAACUUAGCGAAUAUUUAGCGAACGAUGAAGAGGCGACUUCUUUCUUGGAAAGUCAUGGCGUUAGUAAUCCAAGUGAACUGCAAAGGAAUAUCAAAAAGAAUUUAUUGAGGAAACAUUUGCUGCAGGAUUUACAACUUUCUACUUGA